Messenger RNA from Stegostoma tigrinum, 7680 nucleotides. RefSeq names its product collagen alpha-1(I) chain-like. Lineage: Eukaryota; Metazoa; Chordata; Chondrichthyes; Orectolobiformes; Stegostomatidae. Gene Ontology annotation, molecular function: extracellular matrix structural constituent. The record is from RefSeq and is a predicted model, not a curated record. Bases 511 to 6165 code for a protein of 1884 amino acids. The transcript is spliced from 67 exons.
UCGGUCCCGCUGGCAUCCUGCAGCCAAGGUUGGAGUGCGCGCAGAUAUCGCUUGUCCCUGCCUUGCAUACUUAAUUCCACAGGAGCUCAACCUCGGAGCUGGUGUCCUGAUUCUCGGGUUGGAGGAGGGGGGUGGUGAAUAACGCUGGAGGCCGGAGGAUUUGAUUAGACGGCAGAGUGCUGGUGGGGUUGGCUGCAUAUUAGACCCACUGGCUAACGCUGGAGGUGGAUGGAGGAGGGAGAGCGGGUGGAGGAGCAGAAUUUGACUUGAGUCAGUGAGAAGUGCUGCUUGUAUUGACAGAAGCUGUUUCCCUUCAACACCUCCUCCCAACCCCCACCGACCUUCAAAUCUGUCCUGAAUCCUCACAGCAUGGAAGAGUCACUUGGUAGAUUUCUGAGCAGUUUACGGUGAUUUCUGUGGAGUUUUUACACUUUUCAAACUUAAUAAAAAGACAACUGCUCAUUUGAUUGAGCCGAGAGACAACGCCAACGGCUCAGACAAGAGGAAACUAUGAUCUGGAGGAGCUUUGAGGUGGCUUUCAUUUUGUCAUCCUAUGUCUGCCUGUCCCGCUGUGGACCAAGUGUUGAGGGUGACCCAGAGCUGGGGUCCGGGGCAUCACUCCCAGAUGAAGUAGACUUGCUGGACAAGCUUGCUUCCUUGUCAUUUGAUCUCACCAACAUUUCCAUUUCACUUGAUGAAGAGAAUUGCAUGGUCUAUGAAAUUGGACAAUAUUCCACCCUCAGCAUAACAAGUGAAGAAGUAUUUGGAACCAGUUUUCCAGAUGAAUUCAGCCUCAUGAUCAAACUGCGCUACACGAUGAGAGAAGACACUGUCCUUUUCACUGUGCUGAGCUAUCAAAGCCACGUCCUACUCCAAGUCAGACUCAGUCCCUAUGCCUUUGUUUUUGUGACCACCAGGAGGCGCCACUAUGAGUUUCCUGUUUCUUUUCUUUCAGAUGGAAAUUGGCAUAAAGUUGCAAUUAGUGUUGCCUUGAAUAAAAUGGAAGUGUAUGUUGACUGCAAGCUUAUCGAAAGUGUCAGGUGGAAAAAUUACUUCGGGAUGGAAAUAACUACAGAUGGCCUGGUCAUUGUAGGAGGACUGAUUGAGGCCUUUGAGACACCUUUCAAGGGGCUAAUUCAGCAAUUGUUAUUUGUCAUGGGAGAACCAACUGCAGCCAAAGCACACUGUACAAAAUACAGCCAAGAUUGUAGGGAGACUUCUGACACUGAGACUGUCCUUAAUGGCUCUGGAUCUCAUCUGAACAAAUAUUUUUUACCAGUACAGUCUGAGAGUUCUGAGUAUACAACCCCUAAGACGCAUGCAAGAUCUACCUUACCUGGGAUUCUUACUAAGGGUAUUCUAAGGAAGAUUCCGACUGUGAAUAUUUCCAUUACAGACUCUGGACCAGGAAGGCCAAUUGAAGAUGAUCAACAUGGGAGCAUAGAGCUGCUAAACCUUACUUACAAUGAAAUAACAAAUUCAGGACGAGCCUGGUCUGGUUUAAAUAUCAGCAAUCCAACAUUCACACUUAAUACUACAGGCAUUUCAAAUGCCAUUCCCCAGGUUUUUGAUUUCAGGCUCAAUAAAAUACGAGGAAAGAAUGACAAGUGGCCUAAUUUAGGGACUUCCAAUAAACUUGAUGAACUUAUUGGUAAAGACUUCUACUUAUCGAAUACAGAAGAUCAAGAACCUGUCACAAUCCAUGGAGAUGAACAGGAUAGGGGAUUAGUAGUCUCUGACAAAUCCACAAUGUCAUUAGCCACUCCAACAACUUACACAUAUUUUCAGACAAUUUCAUCAACUUCAACACCCCAAGAUAUGAUCUUAUCUCAAAAGAAGAUAGAUUCACAGCAGGAGGGAAACAUGUUGGCCAAAUAUGAUAACCUUGCAAAUGAGAAUACUGCAGACUCAAAGAGGAUGAGGUGGUAUGAAGUUGACAUUGAUCUAGAGGGCGAACAUUUCCUGGGUGAGAAAAGCAAAGGAGAUAUUGCUUUCAAAGCAGAGACCAAGGGAAUGGAUCAGAUUGAUGACUCAAUCUAUUGGGAAAGUGACAGACACCAUGAUGUUUUAAAGAGUGCUGGAAAUCAAACAGUGAGCCAUCCAAAUCACAAAGGUCAAAUGAGAAAAAGGAAAGGACCCCGUGGGCCACCAGGACCGCCAGGGCCACCUGGCCCAAUAGGUGACCCUGGACCACCGGGACCGAAAGGAAACAAAGGUUAUCCAGGUGGAAUAGGACGGACUGGCCAAACUGGUGUUCCUGGUCUUCCGGGUCCUCCUGGCCUGCCAACAAUUUAUCCGUGGAGAAAUUCACGUGAAGACUGGUUGGCCUUCUUCCAAACACCUUUUUAUCAGAUAUUGCAAGCAGGAUGGCCUACACAGCGUGGGAUUCCAGGGCCCCAUGGACAACCAGGAAAGCCAGGACCGCCUGGUCCUCGUGGAGACCCAGGAAAUCCAGGCACACCAGGCUUACCAGGGGACAUGGGGCUUGAAGGACCAAGGGGUUUCCCAGGCUUACCAGGUCGAAAGGGGUCUCACGGAAUCCCUGGUGAAGUUGGUCCUCGAGGUCCAACUGGAAUUCCUGGAGAACAGGGACCUCAGGGCUACAUGGGAGACAAUGGAAUCCGUGGAGAGAAAGGGGAGCAGGGAUUUAGAGGAUUACCUGGACCAAUUGGGGAUAAAGGAGAAAAAGGAGCCAAGGGUGACCAAGGUGAAAUUGGACUCCCUGGGCCUUUUGGACUUUCAGGUAUCAGGGGUUUGAAAGGAAUUCCUGGACUACAAGGACCCAGAGGUCCCCCAGGAGAGUUUGGAUUAAUAGGAGCACCAGGACUGCCUGGACCAAUGGGUGAAGAAGGACCGCCAGGACCAAAGGGUGUAGCAGGUGUGAAUGGCUCAGAGGGGCAGAUUGGGUUGCCAGGGUUACCUGGACAGAGGGGCCCUCAGGGACCACAAGGUAUGAAUGGAAGAAGGGGAUUUAAAGGAAAGAGGGGGCAUCAGGGCCGUCCUGGAUUAGAAGGACUAGCUGGUACGAGGGGGGAUCCUGGUGAAGAUGGACCAUCUGGGCCCAAAGGGGAGCCUGGUUCUGAAGGCCCAAGGGGUGUGAUUGGAAUGCCAGGUAUCAGAGGUCUACCAGGCGAGCCAGGGUCAAGAGCAUCAGAUGGUGCACCUGGGGACCCUGGAGAGAAAGGGGAUACUGGGCCAUCUGGGUCACCAGGUAAAAAAGGAUUCCUAGGACCAAGAGGGCCACCUGGCAUUCCUGGAAAUUUUGGGCAUAAGGGACAGAUUGGAGCAGUUGGACCUGAUGGUGAGGACGGAGUCAUGGGUCUUAAAGGACAGCAAGGACCUGUAGGACCCAAGGGCAACAGAGGAUCUGAUGGCCCCAAAGGAAUUCAAGGAUCCAGAGGGCACAAGGGACGCGUAGGUCAGCGAGGAUUAGUAGGAUUACCUGGACCAGCAGGAUUAAAAGGCCAGCAAGGAAUACCGGGUCCUGAAGGAAAGCCUGGUACACAGGGUGCAUCUGGAAUUCCAGGUGAUACUGGGAAAAAGGGGUCAUCUGGCUUCAGAGGAAUAAGGGGUGAUCGAGGAUCAGACGGACCUCCAGGACCACCUGGUCCUCCCGGGCACCCAGGACUAGAUGGAAUUCCUGGUCAAAUAGGAGAAAGGGGUCCCACUGGUAAACCUGGACUCCCAGGACCGCAAGGACCUGUAGGCAUGUAUGGAUUCCCUGGCCCUUUGGGUUUGCGAGGAAGGUCAGGAUCAAGGGGAAGCAAGGGAGAACCAGGUAAAAGGGGACAACCGGGACAUUCAGGAAAACCAGGUCUAAAAGGUCCACGUGGCAAGCCUGGUGAGAGAGGGCCUCCUGGACCAACAGGCAGAAUGGGAGAUCCAGGCCCUAAAGGAUUAAAAGGGCUUCCUGGUCAACCUGGAAACCCAGGGAGAGAUGGUGCUUUUGGCAAGGUGGGACCCCCAGGUGACCAAGGACCCCCUGGAGCAACAGGCCUCAGUGGAAGCCAUGGAUAUAAAGGAAGAGAAGGCACUUUUGGACCAGAAGGAUCUCUUGGACAAAAGGGGGAGAUGGGUGAAAUGGGCCCAAUGGGAGACACUGGUAUAGCAGGACUGGAUGGGGAGCAGGGUGCACCUGGACGUGUAGGUGAAGGAGGCCCUGCAGGAAGGAAGGGAGAACAGGGUGCCCCAGGAAGCCCCGGGAUACUUGGCCCAGCAGGAAUGAAAGGAGAAGCAGGAGCUGAGGGAUUACCAGGGCCUCCAGGAGAGAGAGGAGAAUCUGGAGCAAUGGGGGAGAUAGGUCCUGAAGGUGACCCUGGAGACCUGGGGCCAAAAGGAGAAAAGGGUGUUAUCGGCCAACAGGGCCCUCCCGGUCCAUUUGGCCCUAUUGGAAUAACAGGAAGAACAGGUAGCCGAGGGCAGAAAGGGGAAAAAGGAGAGCCCAGUUUAAUGGGUCCUGUAGGUCUGAUUGGCGUUACAGGCCUGGUAGGACAUCGUGGACAACCUGGUGAAGUGGGACCGAUUGGAUCACAUGGAAACGUUGGCCCCAAAGGAAAGAAGGGUGAAUCUGGACCUGUGGGAAAGCCUGGACCAUUGGGUGAUAUUGGACUUGAGGGAUUACCUGGGGAGAAAGGAGAAGUUGGUGAUCAUGGCAACCCUGGACCCAUUGGUCCACCAGGUCCUAUGGGAACCAAAGGUUUACAAGGACCCAGAGGUGAAAUUGGAUCUCAGGGAAUGAAGGGUGAAGUCGGUCUUGAGGGAGAACCAGGUCUCAUGGGACCAGAUGGACCGGUUGGUGAAACAGGCCCAGUUGGGAAACCAGGAAUAGAGGGUCCUCUUGGAGAACAAGGACCACGAGGUGGAGUUGGCCAACCAGGCAGAAUGGGUACAAAAGGUCAACGAGGACCUGAAGGCAGAAUGGGGGUCAAAGGAGAAAAGGGUGACACUGGGAUUGAUGGAAAGCCAGGAGACCCAGGAAAACCAGGAAGGAUGGGGAGGAGAGGAAAAGCAGGGUCAAGAGGUCUAAGAGGAAAAAAAGGCUUCAAGGGCUCAAGAGGUGAAGCUGGACCUGUAGGGCCGCAUGGAUCGAUUGGAUCUCCUGGAAUUCCAGGACUAAGAGGAGACAAGGGGAUUCUUGGCCUGAAAGGUCGUAAGGGAGUAAUGGGAGAUGCAGGACUUCCUGGGCCUCUUGGGGAUCAGGGGAAGAAGGGGAAACCAGGAUCCGCAGGUCUAUCAGGAGCGGCAGGUUGUAAGGGUGAACAGGGUGACAUUGGCCAUCCCGGGGAUGAAGGAAUGAAAGGAAUGCCAGGAUUGCGGGGUCUACUCGGACCAAAGGGGCUUAAAGGAUUUCCGGGAAUGCCAGGAAUGAAAGGUGCUGUAGGACCACCAGGUCUCCCUGGUCCUCCUGGUCCGCCAGGACAUUCGUUGAAAAUUCCUAAAGAAGAAUACCAGAUACUUUUCAGCAAAGCGCAUGGUACAGUUUCCCAGAAAAUUUGGAAAACUCUGGAAGCUUUAAACAUGGAAAUUCGGUAUAUUGUUGCCCCACCCACUGGAAGCAAGGACAACCCUGCCUCGACCUGCAAAGAACUGAAGCUGUGUCAUCCACAGCUCAGUGAUGGUUUCUAUUAUAUUGACCCCAAUCAAGGUUGCCCCUAUGAUGCACUCCGGGUGUAUUGCAACUUUACAGGUGAUGGUGCAACCUGUUUGCCAACUGUGGAAAAUGAGGUCCCUACGAAAGUCUGGUUCAAAGAGUAUCCAAAGGAAAAUGCACAUCAGUGGUUCAGCGCUACAGAGGGAGGAUUUUUGUUUGAAUAUCCUGGAGUAAACAUUGUGCAGCUUCGUUUUUUAAAACUUCACAGUACAUCUGCCACACAAAAAAUAACCUACAAGUGUAAACCUGGUCUUGAUUUGUUCAAAAUGAACAUAAGUGAUCACAGAACAAUUCAAUUCAUGGGUGACAACCAAAAGAAGAUAUAUAAUGGGCACAAGGGCUUUUCAGUUAAUUUUGAUGGAUGCUCGGUGAAUGAAUCUGGACCGCAUGAAAUUGAGUUUGAAGUCACCACAGAUGAAGUUGAUCUACUACCUCUAAGAGAUUUAGCACUCCUUAAUAAUGGCAAUGGCACUCAGGAGUUUGGCUUUUCUGUUGGUCAAGUAUGCUUUUACUAAUCAUGUAAUCUAGUAUCUGAAGGACCAAUGGACAAUAUGAAUACAAAUAAACCAACAAGUGAGGACAAGAAAAACAAUUUUUUUUCAAAUGACUAACUGCAAGACAAGUGCUUUUACGAAAGCUGCAUUUUUUUUUGGAAAGCAUUAUUUACAAAGGCCUCCAUUAACCUUUGGACUAAGUUCCUACUGAAGGGCCAUGUAUUGUUUACAUGUGUGAUGCAACUUUGAAGAGUUUGCUGCCAAUUUCUGCAGUAUAUGCCUACCACCUUACAUAUAUUGGAUGGUACUUGAUUGAGGGUCAAAGCUGGGUCAUGUUGUAUUUUUGUGUUCAUUAAACACCUAAAAUUAAGCUUUCAAAACCGGAUGAAUGAGCACUGAACUCACAGUUUGCAAAAUUGAUCGCAGUUAUUAUUGAGAAACUGCAUUUGCAUGUGUACGUACAAACACUACUGUUGCCUGUCAGUCUUCUACUGUAUCAUCAACACCUAGCCCAUACCUUAUUCCUUAAAAGCAUGACACAAGGCAGGGUCUUGACUUCAAUAAUGCGCAUGUAUAUUAUUUCCUGCUUUAUUCUGAAGGGUGCAGGAUUGAUGUUAUAUGCAGUAAUUGUAAUACAAGCUGGAGGUUUCAGGUCCAUACUGAUCAGCAGCAGAGGUUCAGUUACAGUUUAUCAGUGCAUUUUGCCUUGCAGUCGCCAUGAGUUCGUGAAGGUUCAACAUAAAUUUCUGAACUUAUUCUUCCAACAUAAAGAAGACUGCAAUUCCAGAACACAUUUGGUUCUUUGUAUUUGUUUACAUGCUACUAACAACUCAGAUAUAUUUACAUAAUGCUACUAAAAAGAGAGUCCGUGGAAAAUAUACCUCACUGUUGACCACAUUGUAUGGCUGAACUGAAUGUGACGUUUUAGACAGCCACAAUCAUCUGCCAGCAUGCAACAGUUCUGUUUGUAUCCUAUGGCAGGAAAACCCGAUCAGGCAUAUUUAACCAUAAUGUGGAUAACAUCUGCAUAUUAAAUACUGAAUAGUAACAAUAAAUUAUCUGCUGCAUCAUUCUGUAAAAAAAAGAAAACCAUUUCAGGAACUAGCUAUUGAAUCAAUUCUCAACCAUUUAUGUAGGAGAAAGAGAGGCAACACUGCCCACAAAGCCUUUUCUGGUUUGAUAUUGCUUGUUCAUAUUUUAAUCCUUUCUUAAUUUUGAUUUUAUACAUUGCGCCAGUUUUUUUAAAAUUUUAAAUACUUAUAGAUUCUCUUCUUUCUGUACAAGGUGCGAAAGGUUUAUUAGUAUAAAAUAAAAUGGCACACGCCUAGAAUGUUGUAUUUAUAUACCUUACCUGGCAGUGAAGGGGUAUUUUCUGCUUUCUAGCAAUACUGUAUCACAGAUCUUAUUUCUAUCAUUACUUUUGUGUAAUAUACAUCCUCUCUGUUAGAGCAUGAUCCUGAAUGAAAGUGAUAUGCUGGUCAUUUUUGCUGAUUAAAAUUCCAAUUUUUGUGAAUAAAUAAAGGUAUUUUAAAUGUA